This is a messenger RNA of Cyphellophora attinorum, 1089 nucleotides long. RefSeq lists its product as uncharacterized. Bases 1 to 1089 code for a protein of 362 amino acids. The transcript has 2 exons. Lineage: Eukaryota; Fungi; Ascomycota; Eurotiomycetes; Chaetothyriales; Cyphellophoraceae. The record is from RefSeq and is a predicted model, not a curated record.
AUGACGCCGCUACAAACGCCAACAAGUCCCUCAUUCGAGUCCUCGCACCCGGCCACGCCACUCAGUCCGUCUUUCAACCACCCACUUGAUUCAGCCUUCUCUUCUCCAGCUCCCAGUCCACGCCUGCAAGUGCUUACAGCAUUCCCUUUCCAGCCAAUGGCAUUGAGAUCCUCGCCGACUCUCGGACAUGCACCUAUGUCGGCUGUCCUGAAGGCACACAGGCGCGGCGAGUCUAGCAUCAGCACACUUACAUUUCCUUCGCCAGCAGAAGCCAUCUUUCAGCAUAUACCACCAACACCAAAAACACCAGGCCACCAAGUACCCUUCUCUUCGUUAUUCAGUCCUGGCAGCCCGAUAAGAGAGGAUGGGAGACAGAGCAGGAUGGCCAUGCGCAGUCCGAUCGUCGAGCGAAUUCUAUCAUUGCCUCUGCGAGUCGGCAACACAAGUGCCUCCACACCGCCAUCAGAGCCUCGCUUCCCAAAUCCACCCAACUCGCUGGCUUCGACGUCAAGCGGCGGUCUCUCUGACGAUGCCAUGAGCCUCAGCUCGCCCGACUCAGCAUACACCCCUCAUCCUAUGACGCCCGUGAUCCAGAUCUCCGCACCGCCACCACCACGUCGAGCCUACUCCUCCGCCGUCUCACACCUCUCCACCCCGCUCGUCCCUCUCAUCUCCGUCACCACCGGCCUUCCACAUCCCUCCUUCCCUCGCUCCCUCCUCCAAUACCACCUCCUCACCCACGCCCAACUUGACUCUCUCGCCCGCUGGUACCACCAGACCUGCCCGCCUACUGAAGAGAGCUGGAUGUAUCCCGCGUGGAUCCCGCCUUUCACUGCGCAUGCGGCUGCGGCUGCCGCGGGCGUGAACAACGUUGGGCAGGAGUGUGCAAGGGGCUGCGAAGGCGUGACGCUGGAGACGAAGAGGCGGCGGUGGGGGAGAUUCAUUGGCUUAAGAGGGUGUGAGAGUCCGGCUGUGGAGGAAAGCGGGGAGGGGUUGAUGGAGAGGAUGGAGCGCGAGUGGGAGAGGGAGCGGGAGAGGAUGAGGGAUGAGGAAGUCAUGCGCGAGAAGGGUUGGCGUGGGCGGUGGUAG